Molecule: messenger RNA, 1959 nt
Organism: Trematosphaeria pertusa
Lineage: Eukaryota; Fungi; Ascomycota; Dothideomycetes; Pleosporales; Trematosphaeriaceae
Exons: 5
Coding region: 1-1857 (618 amino acids)
Source: RefSeq, a predicted model, not a curated record
AUGGACCCGUCAGUCGUACAUCGUUCUCGAGCUCAAGAACGCAGCAAUGUGAUUGUGCGAAGGUUCUCUGAUGACCUAGCUGGAGAUUCUGCCUUAUCCGUUGGGACCAAAGUGGUGGUCGCGCAAAUCGAUGCGGAGAUUGAAGCUCGAGAUAGGAUGCGGGCGCAGUCGCACUUCGAGGAAUUUGAUGAAAAUUCACGGCCUUUCGACAAGUGCGAAGUCGCGCGCAAAGCGCUCGAGUAUGCAUCAGACGAAUUUUUCAAGUCGAUGGAAAAGAAAUCGAGCGAAAGCAAAUUCAGCGUGUUUGGGAAGUCCCGGAGAGAUGCGAAAAUCCAAGUCGAGCAGCGUAUGAGGCAGAGUACCGGUAAGAGCCUGGAAGACGUCAAAGGACUUGUUGAAGGAAUGGCGGAUGAUUGGAAAAGAAGCCAUGGCAAGCCUUAUAGCUACUUUACUCACAUGUGCAAAACCUUGAAUGCCCAUCGAGAUCUCCUGAAGGUUGUUCCGCAGCAGAACACAUAUGUAUCGGUAUUGUCCGGUGCACUUUCGAUGGUUGUUCAGGCAUCCGUAUACCACGAUCAAAUAGCAGAAGACCUAUCUGCCACCACAGCACACGUCUGCGAAAGGGUAGCUGUCUGUUCGGAACUCCUGGAAGUAAUAAAGAGGGACUCGAUGCACAGGCAACUAGCCGAGGUGUAUAGAGCGUUUUUCAAGUUCCUUCUGAGAGUUGCCGAAUGGUUCAACAAGUCGAGUACGUCGAGAUUUUUCGACAGCUUUAACAAAGACGUCAAAGCCAGGCAUGAAGAGGCCGUUGCAGACAUUAAUCGGUCAAUCGACAUGAUGAUAGAACAAGGAGGAGUUGAAGAACUGGCUCGCGUAGAGUAUAUCCGACGCACUGCGGACAUAAUAGAGUGGAAAGUUGACAAGUUGAACGAGGCGGUGGUACCGUUCAUGGCUGAGAUGAGGACCAAUAUGGGCACGCUAGUUGACGAAGUCCGCAUGCGUGGCCACAUACAGAGCCAGGAGGAUUUGGUGCAAAUCGGACGUUGUAUGGUGCAGCUCCUGCUAGACCAGGCGGCGCCUCACAUUCGGGCGGUAGUCGCCACUCUGAUAUCCAGGGAGGAGGCCGAUGUACGAUCCAAGCCCCUACAAGGCUUCGUCCAUGGAUCAGAUGGACUUGCGCUCAUAAAAGCCAGUCAGGCACUGGUUGCAGAAGCGCAUGUGCUAGCAUGUACUGCGAGAUGGAUUCAAGGAGGUGCACUGCAACCGCAGAGACUGUGGAUUCAAUACCCGUUCGAAUACCAAGCGGACACCAGUGCCAGAGCGACGGCGCUGGGUGUCAUUCUCACCGCGGCUCGGGCGAACGCACCAUUCCUCUCGUACAUCUGCACGAAGCCUCCCAGAGCCAACAUUGCGGCGUCUCUUUCCGUGAAAGAAGCGGGGUUGUCAUCGAUGGUCUACAGCCUCAUUCUUCAACUUCUUCGCUUUCGACCAGAGAAGGACGGUUUCAAGGUCGACGCCGCAGUAUUGAAUGGGCUUGGCGAGGGUAUGGACAGCUGGAAGGACGCCGUGGGUCUCCUUCGCCUGUUGCUCGAGCACACGCCAGUUGUCCGAUACUGCGUCAUCCACGGGCUGAACGAGCUGGAAGGUAGCGGUAACGAGGAAAGAUGCAAGGAGUUUCUGGAGGUCUUGGAGUUGGCUUCGCUUCGUCCGAAUGACCCGUUGAGCGUUCUCUUCACGACGUCCGGCCAAUCGAGAGUCUUGGGCGAUGCCACGACCAGGGACGAGCGAGCGAUGUCGAAUGCUGGUAUACGAGAGGUUCACAAGAGGGGUCAGGCUUUCCAUGGACUGCGGAUCUGAGGUGCAGUGACUGGAAGGUUUUUGCGGAACGAUGGUGUAAGGAAGUCGCGGACGCUCCCCCCGGCUAGCGAAGAGGAAGGCGCGACUGCGGGAGCGAACCGG